This is a messenger RNA of Neltuma alba, 4683 nucleotides long. RefSeq lists its product as uncharacterized. The transcript is spliced from 2 exons. The record is from RefSeq and is a predicted model, not a curated record. Lineage: Eukaryota; Viridiplantae; Streptophyta; Magnoliopsida; Fabales; Fabaceae. The coding region runs from base 1 to 4683 and encodes 1560 amino acids. Gene Ontology annotation, molecular function: nucleic acid binding; RNA-DNA hybrid ribonuclease activity.
AUGACAGUCCAACGAAGGCGAUCACGGAGGGACUUUCAUCGUGAUUCGAGGGCAGAGAGAAUCAAGGGAGAUUCUCGUCGGGAAUCAGGGUCGCGAAACUCGGGAUCUAGAUUUAUGGCAUUAUCGGAUAAUAAUGGCCUGAUUCCUGCGCCAGGCUCUACAUCGGAGUGCAAACACCCUGAAACGGUGAGUACGACCUUGAGAAAGUCAAAGUCAAAAUGGGGUACCAAAGUUGCGCCAAUGAUUUUAAGAAGUGAAGCUGAAAAAGGCGACAAGGUUUGCAAUGAACCUGGGCCAAUGGAGAUAUACGUCCAGAAGAAGUAUGAGUUGGGCCUUGUGAGAAGUGGGGUGGGGGCGAGUUUAAAUGUGGCACCUUUAGAGCAGUCGGUCAACCCGAUGAAAGAGCCAGUGCAAAUAGAAGUUUCACAUCAGGUGGGCUUGGAAAUGUCUCAAAGCACAGGUCCUAAGCUCAUAGGAUCUAGUCUCCCUGUGGACCCAGGAGAACAGAGUAUGGGAACGUUUACACUACGUAACAACCCUUUAGCGUCAGAUCAGAAACAGGCUGAGGAGCAAGUGUUGGGCGAGUCUUCGCAUGACAACAUGCAAGGAGCGGGCAGUCGAAGCUUGCCGAGGCUACUCGAGGACCUUAAGAAGAAGCAUGAGCUGAAAUUUCUUGCACUUUUAGAGCCCCGCCAGAAAAGUGCACGUGUGAAUAAGCUAGCUAGACGCCUAAGGUUUCAAAAUUUUGACUUUGUGGAUGCACGUGGAUUCAGUGGGGGGAUUUGGUGCUUUUGGGAGAAGGACUUUAGGUUCCGUGUCGUAUUGAAGACUGACCAAGUGGUGCAUGGCAUCGUAAAUGAAGGACUAGCGGAUGAAGCAUGGUUUACUAUUGUCUAUGGCAGGCCUAACUUUGCACAACGUCGCACACUUUGGGAGUCUCUUCGACGAAUUGGAGAGAAUAUUACUUCUCCCUGGUGUAUUAUGGGUGACUUUAAUGCAACGUUACGGACAUCAGAUCGUUUGUCUCAUGCUGCAAGGAGCGUGGGGGCAGAUCAUCGUUUCUGCAGUUGGGUUGAUGAUUUGGGCCUUGCGGAACUACAGUUUUAUGGUCCCCAAUUUACUUGGAGCGGUAGUGGAUGCUUUAGCAGGAUUGAUAGGGCCAUAGUUAAUCAUCUUUGGCAGGAGAGGUAUACAGAGGCUAAGGUUAUUCAUUUACCUAAAUAUCACUCUGAUCAUUCUCCUUUGUUAUUGAAAAUGGCUGUGGUACAGAAUAAUAGUAGAGGCAUGCGACCUUUCCGCUUCUUUGCACCAUGGGUGACACACGAAGGCUUUUCCGAGUUUGUGAGCUCCUCUUGGGGUACUAAUUUGGAAUGGAAUCAGGCCGUGGAGGAUUUUACGGUUAAGGUGGUACAAUGGAGCAAGCAAACUUUUGGCCAUAUAGGUUUCCAAAAAAGUCAGCUCAGUAAGAAACUUCAUGAUCUUGAAAGGCAAUUAUGUGUAACUCCAUUCUGUGAACGGAUUGCUCGCGAAAAGGAAGAGGUUUGGUGCGCACUAGAACGCCUUCUGAUACAAGAGGAAAUUAUGUGGCUCCAAAAGUCAAGAUGCAACUGGUAUUCUUUCGGGGACAAGAACACUCGCUAUUUUCAUGCUUGUGCAAAUAGCAGAAGAAAGCGCAACCGAAUAGAGGCGAUUAAGCUUCAGGAUGGUGAGUGGUCGUAUGAUAAAGAGGAGAUUAUGAAAGAAGGGACUAGAUAUUUCGAGCAGCUAUAUAGGGAGGAAAGCGGUGAGUCGCCAAGGCUUAAUUUUGAACUUUCUUAUCCUAGAAUUAAGGAGAGUGAUAUGAUGAUGGUGGGGGACAAGGUGGAUGCUGAGGAAAUUAAGAAGGCUAUUUUUGCUAUGGGUCCCUUAAAAGCUCCCGGACCGGAUGGUCUUAACCCCUUAUUCUUUCAAAGCCAAUGGAAUGUUGUGGGUCAAUCAGUUGUGAGUAUGGUAGAAUCAAUCCUUAAGGAUCCAAAGAGAAUUGGUACGGUUAAUGACACAUCCAUUGUGGUCAUCCCAAAAAUUGAGUCGCCAGAGUCACUCAAGGACUUUAGACCAAUAAGCUUGUGUAAUGUUAUCUAUAAAGUGGUGACUAAGGUGUUGACAAAUAGACUGAAGAGUAUUAUGCCUAAUAUAAUCUCCCCGAACCAGUGUAGUUUUGUCCCUGGACGCCAAAGUGCUGAUAAUAUUAUCCUUGCCCAGGAGAUUAUACAUUCGAUGUCCCAGAAGCAAUGUAAAAAGAGUUUUAUGGCAGUCAAGAUUGAUCUUGAGAAGGCUUAUGACCGUUUGAGAUGGAGUUUUGUCAUGGAUUGCUUAGAGGAGUUACGGCUUCCUAGUUGGAUGAUUGCACUAAUAAAGGAGUGUCUGUCCUCCUCUCACAUGCACCUUGUGUGGAAUGGGGAAAGAGCCUGCUCGUUUAAGCCCUCCCGUGGGAUCCGACAGGGAGACCCAUUGUCUCCCUACCUAUUUGUGAUUGCGAUUGAACGCUUAGCACAUUUAAUUCAAGCCGAGGUUGUGAAUGGAGUGUGGCAUCCGUUUCGCUUGAAGAAAAAUGGUACGCCUAUCUCACAUUUGUUUUUUGCUGAUGAUCUCCUCUUGUUUGCUGAAGCUGGUUUAGAACAGGCUGGUGUUCUUAAGGCUUGUCUUGAUGACUUCUGUGAAACCUCUGGAGAGCGAGUGAAUGCUUCUAAAUCUCGGGUAUUCUUUUCUGCGAACGUGAGUCAUUCCCGUAAACAGGAAAUUAGUAAUUUUUUGGGCUUUACUCUCACUCCUGAUUUAGGGAAGUACCUUGGUGUCCCUUUACACCAUAAGCGUGUCUCCAAAGCUACGUACCAGGGUGUGUUGGAUAAGAUGGACAGCCGACUCUCCAGAUGGAAAGCCUCGCAUCUCUCUCUAGCUGCUCGGAACACUCUCGUUGCUUCGGUGGUGUCAGCUAUUCCGUCGUAUGCCAUGCAGACAUGCUCAUUACCAUUGGGUAUGUGUGAGGACAUUGAUCGUAAGUGUCGUUCUUUCCUUUGGGGUUGCACGCCGCAGGCUCGUAAGAUGCAUUUGGUUGCUUGGGAGGAUGUGUGCAGGCGAAAAGAGGAUGGGGGUCUUGGGCUUCGAACAGCAAGGAAGCAGAAUGAUGCAUUCAUGACGAAGUUGGGUUGGGGCUUAAUAAAGAGAAGAGACGCACUAUGGGUAAGGUUCCUUAGGGAAAAAUACAAAUGCGGAGAGGAUGUCAUACCUAGAAUUGAUGAGAGAAGGGCGGGCUCUCAGGCGUGGAAGGGGAUAAAGAAAAACUGGAAGAAUACGAUGCAUGGGCUUGCGUGGAGGAUAGGAGAUGGAUCUUCUACUCGGUUCUGGAGGGAUAGGUGGGUUCCGCAAUACGAAGCCCUGCAGAACUAUGCGGUGCAAAGUGUACCUGAUGAACUCCUUGAUGUUAAGGUCUCCGACCUGUUGACGGUGUCGGGGGGUUGGGACCUAAGCUCUGUGCAAGAGCUUCUGCCGCCGAACGUGCUUUCUGCGAUAAGGAAAGUGCACCCUACAGUUAGGGGGAACGUUAGCGAUACUCCCCUAUGGCGAUGGUCGAGUUCAGGCUCCUUCACACUUAAGUCAGCCUAUAAGCAGCUCAACGAGGGCAGUCUGCAGCAUCAGCCCGGGCCUUGGCGUAGAAUUUGGAAGCUGAAGGCACCACAAAGGUGUAAGACGUUCUUAUGGCUUGCUGCUAGGGAACGACUCCAAACAUAUUCCUUGCGCAAGGUUAGAGGCCUUGCAUCCGACGACAAGUGCCCCAUUUGCCUGCGUGAAUGUGAAUCUGUUACCCAUGCCCUUUUGCUAUGUCAAUCAGCUCGGGAGAAAUGGGAGCUAGUGGUGCCACCUGAGCUACGUACAAAGUUCUUCAACUUUUCGGACGCUGCGAGCUGGGUUCGAUGGAAUUUGAAUCAGAAGUUAGACGUCAAUGGGGUUCAUUGGGGAGUCUUAUUUGCCAUAGCUUGUCGGAAUCUGUGGAUUGCGAGGAACAUGAGAAUAUUUCAGGGUACCAGCGAGUCUCCAGCGUCAUUUAAAGCUAGAACCUGGGCUUGCGCCUCAUGGGCAGGUACAAGAAUGCAGUCGCUACAGGGGCUCCCCGUUGGAAAUGAGAUCUGGUCUGCUCCGGCAGUAGGUUAUGCGAAGAUGAAUGUUGAUGGGGCUUGGAGCGAGGCUACCCUUGCUUCAGCUUGUGGCGGUAUCCUUCGUGACCAUUCGGGUUGGUUGCUGCAAGGCUUCAUGUUUCACAUCGGGACUGGGAGUAGUGCCAACGCUGAGGUUUGGGCAAUACUUUGGGGUCUAAAAAUUGCAUGGGAUGCUGGGUUUCGCUGUGUGGAGUUGGAGAGUGACUGUGCGGAGGUGGUGGAUUGGAUACAUGAGGGUACCCAUGUGUCAAAUGAGAAUGAGCCACUGGUGGGUGAGAUUCGUCGUAUGUUGCUCUAUGACUGGGUUGCCAAUGUGUCAGUCUGUUCGAGGACCGUCAAUGAGGCCGCUGAUAUAGUCGCCAAACAUGCUCUUGGUUGUGCACCAGGUCUCACUCACUUCUCUUCUCCAAUGGAAGCUCUUAGCCGAGUGCUUGAGAAGGAUGCGGGACCUUUUAGUGGUCCUUCUAUCGUUAGUUUGUUACGAGAGUAG